Messenger RNA from Aspergillus nomiae NRRL 13137, 741 nucleotides. RefSeq lists its product as uncharacterized. The record is from RefSeq and is a predicted model, not a curated record. The transcript has 3 exons. Bases 1 to 741 code for a protein of 246 amino acids. NCBI's taxonomy places the organism in Eukaryota, Fungi, Ascomycota, Eurotiomycetes, Eurotiales, Aspergillaceae.
AUGUAUAUCGCCAAUACACUCUCGCUACUCCUGGCUUCUGCCGCGUUCGCUGCUGCGCGGGGAGAACAAGAACAAGCGCAGGCGCUCCGGGCCCCGAUCCUGGCGAGUAGGGAGUUCACGCCUAUCGAGGAGGCCGGUCUGGAGAGGAGAGGUACAUGUCCUGAUGGUGGACAGUGUUUUCUUGGACAGUGUUGUGGGACUGGAUGUUCGCCGAAUUGUUGCGCCCAUGAUAACGGCGGAAUCGGCUGUAACCUUGCCGAACGCUGUCAGUUCGACGGCAACGUCUUCGUCGGAUGCUGCAAUGGCUUCAUGGGACGCUGCACCGGCGAAGCAACACGAGUAACCGUCCACACCCCAGCGGACAGCACAAUGUUCAACACCGGCGCCCCCGCAACCUCAGACGCAACUACAACCACUGGAGGCGCGGGCCCCACGACAGCCGAAUCCCCCGGUCUUCCUACAUCCGAAUCCGAUUCAAGCUCCAGCUCCAGCGCAGACUCGACCUCUCGGUCUGCGACUUCGCCCACGACAUCGGCCCAGGCAACUCGGUCUACGGCCGGUUCUAGUUCCAGAUCCGCUUCGAGCUCUUCCAGUGCAAAUGAUAGUGCCGGUACGACUGCUUCGUCUACGAGCGCUGCGCAGGGCGGAGAGACGGGUACAGUUAAUGCUGCGCCUGCUAUUACGGGUUAUAUGGGCUUGGAGCUGGGGGCUGUUGCUGUGGGGGCUUUGUUGGCUUUGUAG